UUGUGGAUGAUAAUUCUACAACAUUGUUAGGGAGAAGUUCUUUUAAUUUUCGGGUUUCAUGUUUGUGCUCUUAUCUGUUGCGACCUCAGAAGACCAAAUGAUAGGAUGCACGUUGAGCUACCCAAUAGAGGAACAGAUAUUCUUACCUUUUUUUCCUAUAAAAUAGGUAUUAACAAGGGAAAUUUUGAAAGGGACAACCAAAAGGCAACAUUUUAUAUGUGCGGAAGCAUGUUGUGCAAAUGAUGAAGGGAAGUUAAAGUUCCCACCAAAGGCUAUUUUGACUAGCAUUCCAGAAGAGUCCAUUAUAGUAAGAUUUGUUUUGCGAUUCUAAAUCAGUUCUUCCACUACUGCAUCGGAAAUAGUUCAGUUUGGGCCCUAGACCAACCCACCCGACUUGCCCUGGACUUUAGUUUUCUGUAAAACUAGGACGCUGCUUUCUUUCGGCAUGUCAUCAUUAAGAUGCUGUAACUUAUCCAGGGAAUUAAUGGGACACUGAAAUGUGCAAGUCUGUCAUGGAAUCCGUUAUGCCGUGAGCGGAUUCGCGCUAGAACAAAUGACUUCUGUGAACACCGUGAAUCCUCCAAAGUGGAGUCUGACCUUAGAUGCCUCCUGGCCUCGCUACCCCAAAACCUGUACCACAAAAACGGUAUAGCAGCAAGGGUGAAGAAGAAUCCAGCCAGAAAACUGGGUGUGCCCGAAUUUUCCACUUCGGUCGGGUGGUGGAUGCACCCAUGGAGAUCAUAUGACUGGAAUGAAGGAAAAGUCUCUCUCACUCUUGUGCUUAGAGGAACCGGAUGUCCCUGGGAGUUCUCCCAGCUCCAGGGCGGGAAGGUGUUCAGGCGGACGCCGACGCUUGGAUGCUCUGAUCAACGGUAUUGGGUGCAGCUGGUUCACCUCCAAGGAGGCCCUGAGGGAGAAGGGGGGUGUCUGGGGUGCAGACAGCGGCUUUCCCGCGCGCAGCUGGAGGAGUGGAGAGCAGAUCUUCCUCUUGGCUCAAUCAUCGUUUCCUUAAUUAUAAAUCAUGAGGGAUGAAUACAAAGCAAUUGAAUGUGAAGAUUCAGGACUUUCCACGGGGAUGAAUCACACAGACGCUGUGCACCGAGAACCGCAGGAGGAGACAGUUACACACACCAAGGGUGUAGAUGGAAAUGAACCAACGGAAGGGAGUAACCUAUUGCAUAGCAGUGAAAAAACACUACAAGCAACACCAGCUGAAUCGAGUCUUCUACAAAGAUUGAGACAAACAUUGGCUUGCCCUCCGCAUGGUUCACUGGACAGAGUGAUAACAAAUGUUACCAUCAUCGUUCUUCUGUGGGCCGUAGUCUGGUCAGUUACUGGCAGUGAAUGUCUUCCCGGAGGAAACCUAUUUGGAAUUAUAAUCCUUUUCUAUUGUGCCGUCCUGGGAGGUAAACUUCUGAGGCUCAUUAAGUUGCCUACGCUGCCUCCACUCCCCCCUCUUCUUGGCAUGCUGCUCGCUGGGUUCCUCCUCAGAAACGUCCCGGUCGUCAGUGACAACGUGCAGAUCCAGCACCGGUGGUCGGCCGCCCUCAGAAGCAUCGCCUUGUCUAUCAUAUUGACUCGUGCUGGCCUCGGCCUGGAUGCAAAGGCCCUGAAGAAGUUGAGAGGAGUUUGCGUGAGACUGUCCAUGGGUCCCUGUCUUGUGGAGGCAUGCGCGUCUGCUCUUCUUGCACACUUCCUGAUGGGUUUACCGUGGCAGUGGGGAUUUAUCCUGGGUUUUGUUUUAGGGGCUGUGUCCCCAGCAGUUGUGGUGCCUUCGAUGCUCCUUCUACAGGAAGGAGGCUAUGGUGUUGAAAAGGGGGUCCCAACCUUACUCAUGGCUGCUGGCAGUUUCGAUGACAUUCUGGCCAUCACUGGCUUCAACACUUGCUUGGGAAUGGCCUUUUCUACAGGCUCUACCGUCUUUAAUGUCCUCAGAGGCAUUUUGGAGGUGGUCAUCGGUGUGGCAGCAGGAUCUCUUCUUGGUUUUUUUAUUCAGUACUUUCCAAGCAGUGACCAGAGCAACCUCUUGUGGAAGAGAACAUUCUUGGGGUUCUCUGUGCUAGCCGUGUUCAGCAGCGUGCACUUCGGUUUCCCUGGGUCCGGAGGACUGUGCACACUGGUCAUGGCUUUCCUGGCAGGCGUGGGAUGGAGCAGCAGAAAGGCAGAGGUUGAAAAGAUUAUUGCUGUGAUCUGGGACAUUUUUCAGCCCCUUCUUUUUGGAUUGAUUGGAGCAGAGGUAUCCAUCGCCUCUCUCAGGCCAGAAACUGUUGGGCUUUGUGUUGCCACCCUGAGCACUGCUGUAUUGAUACGAAUUUUGACAACAUUUCUGAUGGUGUGUUUUGCUGGUUUUAACAUAAAGGAAAAGUUAUUUAUUUCUUUUGCAUGGCUUCCCAAGGCCACAGUCCAGGCUGCCAUAGGAUCUGUGGCUUUGGACACAGCAAGAUCACAUGGAGAGAAACAGUUAGAAGGAUAUGGAAUGGAUGUGCUGACGGGGGCAUUUUUGGCCAUCCUUAUGACUGCCCCAAUUGGAAGUCUACUUAUUGGUUUGCUGGGCCCCAAGCUUCUCCAAAAAACUGAACCUCAAAAUCAAGAAGAAGUUCAAGGAGAGUCUUCUGUACAAGUUUAGAGGUGAAAAAGUGAACAUAAUGAUUAGAAAAGCUGCUACCAGAUACUACUUUUAUCAAGGAGGAUAUGAAAAUAAGUAAUGCUUAAGCUUCAAAUGUCACAGAACCAAAAGUGAAGCUGUUUCUGUGAGUAGUGUCUUCAGCCCUUCCUCGUAGGGACUAAUGCUUCGCAUCCAACCCUAAUCUCUCCGCCUUCCAUUUUGUUUAAUGCCCCUUCAUCAUGUAUCUUAAUUUGUGUAAGGACGGACCUAUUUAACACACCAUCAUAACUUAAAGGCAGCAUGGAGAUGACUAUGUUGGUGUCUCUUCUGCAGGCCAGCAGCAGCUCUGGACUCACUCACUGUGGGUUUCAUGACACAUGCUCACCUACACACACAUGCCUUGUUGUUUUUGGCUCCUCUUCCUUUUAUGUUUUAAACCCCAUAAUGAAGUCCCUCAUCAGUUCCCACCCUCACUUUACUUGCUAACCUGCCUCUUCUCCAUUUGCACUUCUAUUACUAUCUCUGUGUGAGUUGUGGAAACUGACUGGUCCCAUCAGAACCAUAAAGCACACGAGAUGUCUUCGUUGGCUCUUCCUCUUGUCCCCUCUGGACGCAGAAGUCCUUCUCUCCCUAGAGGGCUUCCUGACAUCCAUGUCAGUGGCCCAGCCCCAGGGAGUGCCCCAAGCCAGCCCUUUCGUACUCAUUUUUUGUGACCCACAUUUUCAGACUCCAGUUUUUGGUUUAGAGAUGGUUCAUUUUCAAACCUACGAUGGUCUCCUUAUGACUACCUUAGUUACGGUAAUAUAAGCUGCUAUAGUGAAGAAAAUAGAAAUGUGCUUCCUUCCUAUGAAAUCAGCUAGUUGGUUGAUGCCGACAGGGUAGCUCUGCUCAGGAGGUCUGCUCAGAGACCUCUCUUCCGAGUCUUCCAGUCAUGAGGCUCUGCUGUGCUGUAUAGCAUAGGAUGUGGGUUAAAGACGGAUCGCCCCCACGGCUCCUUUCUAGCCCUCAGGAAGGAGAAGAAAAGAACAUGCAAGUAAAGCAAUUCAGCUUUCAGGAAGUGAUGUGGCGACUGAACCCUCUGUCCUCUGGCAUCCUGUUGGUGAUGGCCGCAUCCCGCUGCGAGGAGACCGAGAAGUGUAGUCUAGUUAGGCACCCAUAUUCCUGGAGGAACAGAAGAGGAGUUUGUGAGAACAGAGCUAUUCUGUUGGGUGUUAUCGCUUCGUCACAUACUCCUGCGUGUUAACAAAAGCUUUUCAAAGACGGUAUCUUAAACCAAAGGAGUGACUUCUGUGGCAUGAAUUUUUGACAUUGUGGGACACCAGCAGAGAAGAUAUCAGAAGACAGACUUAUCUGCAGUCACGUUUUAUCCCACUUUGUAGCAGGUCAUGUCUGCUUUUGUGGGAUCACCUAAGUUCUUCUGCCUAGUUGCUAAGAUGAUCACGUUUAAAUAUAAUUUAAAGCUUUUAUCAUGUUGUAUGUAUACCUUGUCAUAUCCCAUCAGAACCCUUUAAACUAGAAUUCAAAGUUUGAUCUUGAAGUAGAUGUUAAAUAUGUAUUAAAUGAAUGAAUGAUGAAUGUCCUUAUCCCCAAGAUAACCUGCACAGAGCCUGUCCACUUUUUAUCUAACUACCAUUCCAGCCCUUUUCACGCUGACUUUGACACUAUUAAAAACUAGGUUGGGGGUGGUGGUCGAGGCAACGGAUCCCACAUGGCUGACUUCAUGAUU
This is a messenger RNA of Tupaia belangeri chinensis (Chinese tree shrew), 4331 nucleotides long. It is a transcript of the gene SLC9B2, whose product is annotated as solute carrier family 9 member B2. Gene Ontology annotation, biological process: proton transmembrane transport. The record is from RefSeq and is a predicted model, not a curated record. Gene Ontology annotation, molecular function: antiporter activity. Gene Ontology annotation, cellular component: membrane. NCBI's taxonomy places the organism in Eukaryota, Metazoa, Chordata, Mammalia, Scandentia, Tupaiidae.